Onychomys torridus (southern grasshopper mouse) is the source of this 441-nucleotide messenger RNA. Its product is annotated as zinc finger protein 136-like. The record is from RefSeq and is a predicted model, not a curated record. The transcript is spliced from 4 exons. Bases 57 to 317 code for a protein of 86 amino acids. Gene Ontology annotation, biological process: regulation of DNA-templated transcription. Lineage: Eukaryota; Metazoa; Chordata; Mammalia; Rodentia; Cricetidae.
GGCAGCUGUGCCAGUUCUCUGUGGCUGAGUGGUCUUCGCUGUGAGCGCCGGAGAGCAUGGGCCAGCUUGGAAGUCGCACCAUGGAUUUUUUGGCCUUUGAGGAUGUGGCAGUGAAGUUCAGCCAGGAAGAAUGGAUUUUGCUGGAUCCUUCUCAGAAGAAGCUAUACAGAGAUGUGAUGCUGGAAACCUGCAGUAACCUUACUUUUAUAGGCAUCAAAUGUAAAGAUCAGAAUAUUGAAGAGCAGUGCAAACAUUCUUGGAGAUAUCGAAGAAAUUAUAUGAUAGAUGCAGUCUAUGAGCAUAAAGAAGGUGGUUAGUUUCGAGAAAACUUUACCUGGAUACCAAAUCUCCAUAGUAGUACAAACAUUUCUACUGGAAUAAAACCAUUUGAAUGUGGUGUGUGUGGAAAAGUCUUCAUUUGUCAUUCAUCCUUUAAAGAGC